Phragmites australis (common reed) is the source of this 2527-nucleotide messenger RNA. RefSeq names its product probable receptor-like protein kinase At2g42960. The record is from RefSeq and is a predicted model, not a curated record. Gene Ontology annotation, molecular function: protein serine/threonine kinase activity; ATP binding. The transcript has 2 exons. NCBI's taxonomy places the organism in Eukaryota, Viridiplantae, Streptophyta, Magnoliopsida, Poales, Poaceae. The coding region runs from base 278 to 2332 and encodes 684 amino acids. Gene Ontology annotation, biological process: protein phosphorylation; cell surface receptor signaling pathway. Gene Ontology annotation, cellular component: plasma membrane.
GAUACUUUUCAAAGUUAGCUGGUCAACUCCUCCACAAAUUCCAAGCAUAUGAUUUAGUCGCAAGAGCGGUUGUCAAGCCUGAGGAGGAGGGGGGAAAAGCUGUUCACCGUCGGCGGAACGGGUCUGGGCGGGCCGACGGCAAGUUCCGUCGUGAAAUCAGCGGGGCGUCCACCGGCGAAUUGCCCGGUUGUUAACUGUAGUUUUGGAUUGUGGGACAUAUAUUGCUGGCAUAGAGUGGAACAUCCAGAAAAUUAGCUUAUGACUAAAGAUCUCAUCCAUGGGUGCGACGAGGCAAAAUAUUAAGAUUUUCACAGAAGAUGAGAUUGAAAGAAUUACUAACAACUACAACACUCUUAUUGGAAAAGGUGGUUUUGGAGAAGUCUAUAGAGGGAUCCUUGAUGGUGACUGUGAUCUAGUUGCAGUGAAGAGAUAUAUCCGUGUAGACUUAAGAAAAGAGUUUAUGAAAGAAGUAAGUAUCCAUAGUCAAAUGAGCCACAAGAACGUGGUGAAGCUUAUAGGCUAUUGUAUUGGUGAAAGUACUCUAAUGUUGGUAACAGAGUAUAUCUCCAAAGGAAACCUCGAGGUCAUACUCCACGGCAGUAACAUUUCCAUCCCUUUGGAUAUAAGAUUGGGUAUUGCUAUAGGGUGUGCAGAAGCAUUGAGCUACAUGCAUUCGAUGCAUUUAUCAGGUGACAGCCUUAUUUAUCAUGGUGAUAUUAAGCCUGCCAACAUACUUCUAGAUGACAAUCUUACAACAAAAGUAUCGGAUUUCGGACUGUCGAGGCUUCUUUCCGGUGGUGACACUCAGUUCACUACGAGUUUAAAAGGAAGUUUAGGUUACAUGGAUCCUAUAUAUUUUCAUGAGGGGUGUCUUACCCCGAGGAGUGAUGUUUAUAGUUUUGGAGUUGUUCUCUUGGAACUAAUAGCUAGAAAAAGGGUAAAACAUGGGGAUAUUAACCUCAUUCGAGCUUUCAGUAGGGAACAGUUUGAUUCAGAAAUAGCAGAUGAUGAGAACAAUUUGAAGAUUCUUAAAGAAAUGAGGAAAUUGGCAGCUGAAUGUGUGACACUGGACAUUCGUAGACGUCCUCAAAUGAAAGAUGUGGCAAAACGCCUUCGGACGCUUAAAAAAGCUCAGCUGAAGGGCGGACGUGAAAAAAGUUCUGAUUCCAUUUUGGCAACACACGCAGCAUGGCACACAAACUACAAGCAAGGCACAAGCAUGCCCAGUUUUAAGAAGAGUUUUAGCUUUCUCAAGGGAAAUGCUAGCAAUUCUAAGAUUCUAUCGGAACUCAGCAAUGUAAGAUUUUUCACAACCGAGGAUAUAAACGAUAUCACACAGAAUUACUCAUAUCUACUCGGUGGAGGUACGUCAGCUGAGGUUUAUAAAGGAACACUUGAGGACAAUACACUGGUGAUGGUGACGGUAAAUAACUUUCUUUGUGAGGACUCUAAACAGUCUUUUAUCAACGGAGGGAUGAUCCUGUCUCAAACUGUCCACAAGAACAUUAUCAAACUUUUGGGCUGUUGCUUGGAAGCCAAAACUCUGAUUUUUGUAUAUGAGUACGUUGCUAAAGGCAGUCUCUUUGACAUUUUGGGUGGCCAGGAAGAUCUCCCGCUGGAUCUACGUAUGAGAAUUGCAAUCAAGACUGCAGAAGCAUUAGAAUACCUCCAUUCAUCAGCUACUGGUAUCAUCGGACAUGGCGGUGUCGCAACAUCCACCAUACUUCUAGAUGAUAACUUCAUACCAAAGCUCACAGAUUUUUCAAGGGCAAGCAAGCUUAUCAAGAAGGAGAGUGAAGAAACUACUGCCGGUAACAAUGUAAUUAGUAGCGGCCUUCUAGAAAAACUGCUCUACAAGGAUCCAUCUUGCUAUGGUUCUGUGUUGUUGAAUCUGGAAAACGACGUGUACAAGUUUGGUGGUGUUCUCAUGGCACUCAUUAGCAGGGACAAGAAUAAUGUCGAUCAUAACGACCUUGCCGUCAAAUUCAACAGAGCUUACGAGACAGAUAAAAGUGGGAAGGCGAUGUUCGACAAGGAUGUACUAACAACUGAAGAAGAUAUCAAUGUCCUUGAAGAGAUUGGAAAGUUGGCUCUGAAGUGUACCAUCUUGAAAAUAGAUGAGAUGGUUAAGAGACCGACGAUGAAGGAAGUGGCAGCACACCUUCGUAUGCUUAGGAGAUCCUGGAAGAAGGAGGGCAGGACAGAGGCAGCUGCACAGGCAAAUGAAAUUAAGGCUACACCUGUGAUGUCAGUUGAGCCAAGGCUACCAAACCUGAUGCGCCACUUGUUCGGAUAUCGGCGAAUCUCCAUCGGUGAUCCUGUACAUUCAUGAUGUAUGUGGUGAAUGUGAAAACCACAGGGAUGUGUGGUAUUAAUUCUGUUAGCUGACCUUGCAUUCUUCUGGUAUCUGUUCUCAUGUUUUUAAUAGUACAAUGUUUAUCUGACUAUGCUUAUCUCAAAAUUGUACAAAUAAUUUGUCAGGAGCAAAAUUUGACGAUUAGAAUGGCAUGUCUGAUAUAUCUGACAA